CAGCGCUAAGUGACUGCUGAAAAACAAAGACAUUGAGCCGCGGCUGGGAAAUGUCAUCAGUCAUCUCUAAUGGAGGAAACAGAUUUCUGACAGUCAGUAGGCUUAUUCUUUGAGGGGUGAAAUGAGAGAACUGGCCUCGAUGCUUUUUUCUGCAUGUGUGUAAUCAGGACUUCAGAUCUCGCAACAAUAAGUGAGUACGUCGGCUUUUGAGAAUCCACAGGUUCCAGAUGCUAUCCGCCCGUUUCUAGAAAGAUUUCCGCGGUGUUUCUGGAUGGGUCCGUACUCAGUGACAGCAGUUAUGCGCGAAGAAACUGUGGGAUCACUCAUGUAGUCGUCUCACAUCACGGACUUGUUUAUUUCCCCGAGUCGAGGAAAUGAUGAACUUAGUUCUUACUGUGUAAAUGAGAAUUGCGCAUUAAGGGCUAUAUGAACGCUUCGGUUAUUAGAUGAGCGCCUCAAAAUAACGAUUAAAAUCCAAGAAGAACCCUUUUUGAAUGUGUAAAUCAGAAACGCGUCUUUUCUAAGAGUUCUUGGCGUGGAUUUUCAGACACGAAGAGGAAAGUUACCUGCGCUCUUAUCGGCCGAGAAGAGGCGCUGUCCGUGGUCCUGAAGUCUUUUCAACAACUCCUCUGUCUCACACCAGACCUCGUGUGAAGACUACUUGAGAAAAAGACCAAGUUAAAGCGAUACUGUCCUCCAGCAGCUCCACAAAGAGCUGAAUAUGGUAACGCAAUAUAAGCUUCAUCGGCAAACUUUGGUACUUUUGAUUUCUCUUGUCCACCUGUGCAUGCCGGUAUGUGUCGAUGUCCAGUCAGACACAGAAGCAAUUGUGGGAAAAGCCAUGAAGUUGACCUGCAUCUCCUGUUUGAAGAGGGAGGAGGUCACCGUAAAGACAUUUGUAAAAUGGCUUUACACCCCAAGUCCAACAAAAGGCAAAAAUAUUUCAUAUCUUAUAUACGAAUAUAACACUAACAAUUCCAAUGUGGACGAUAAUCCAUUUAAGGACCGUCUAAACUGGAACGGAAGCAAGGACUUACAAGAGGUCUCCAUUGAAAUCCGUAAUGUCACCCAUAAUGACAGUGGUUUGUAUACCUGUGAAAUUCGUCGUUUGUUUGACUUUGAACUAUACACUCCAGUCUUCGAAGUAAACAAGACCAUCAACCUGACUGUGAAGGAGAAAGCCAGUGACGACACCACAGCAAUCUACUCUGAGAUCAUGAUGUAUGUGUUGCUGGUGUUCUUGACCUUCUGGCUGUUGGUAGAAAUGGUCUACUGCUACAGGAAGAUCUCCAAGUCUGAUGAGCAGGCCCAGGACACAGCGACAAACUACCUAGCCAUUCCCUCUGAGCAGAAAGACAAUCCAGCCGCUCCUGUUACAGAAUAAAAGUGGUUUUCAAUGACACGGUAUUGACCAAUAACAGUGGGACAUCGGUUUCAUCAACCCUAUCUGUGUCACUAUGAAGAUAUGAUUACUCCCAGGCAGCGAUGGGAAUCCUGCCAACUGACUGCCCCUGUGUAUCGACUGUGUCUUGUGAGGAGCCAGUCAAAAAUGUCCAAGUGCUCAGUUUUUCUCCUGCCUUUCCUCUCCAGUGUUUUUUUUUACCUUUGUGCAAGGCGUCUCUAAAAAUCAAGUGCUUUCACAGUUACAUCAGGUUAAAGAACACAAAUGUCAUUGUACUGCACUUUUUAUCAGAGAAUUACAAGCCAUUCUUCAUUUGGACAGAGCAGUGAGCGGACUAACUAAAGAAUUUCUUGGUAGUUAGUAGUGCGUCUGUGAUUUAUAUGACCUAUAAACAGAUAUGAUCCCAGAAAAUGUCCUAGUCUGUUAUGUACAUCUUGUAUACUGAAUAUAUACUACUUUUUCAGUUCUUUUUUUUAAGUUUUCUUACAAUUUUAUACCAUGCUGAGAUUUUUGGGUCACAAUUUUAUUUGUAUUGGCCAAAAGUCUUUUUAAGGAAACUAAAA
Pundamilia nyererei is the source of this 1965-nucleotide messenger RNA. It is a transcript of the gene scn3b, whose product is annotated as sodium channel, voltage-gated, type III, beta. Gene Ontology annotation, molecular function: sodium channel inhibitor activity; transmembrane transporter binding. Gene Ontology annotation, cellular component: voltage-gated sodium channel complex. Gene Ontology annotation, biological process: regulation of sodium ion transmembrane transporter activity; ventricular cardiac muscle cell action potential; sodium ion transport. The transcript has 6 exons. Bases 722 to 1384 code for a protein of 220 amino acids. The record is from RefSeq and is a predicted model, not a curated record. Lineage: Eukaryota; Metazoa; Chordata; Actinopteri; Cichliformes; Cichlidae.